Aspergillus puulaauensis is the source of this 687-nucleotide messenger RNA. RefSeq lists its product as uncharacterized. NCBI's taxonomy places the organism in Eukaryota, Fungi, Ascomycota, Eurotiomycetes, Eurotiales, Aspergillaceae. The transcript has a single exon. The record is from RefSeq and is a predicted model, not a curated record. The coding region runs from base 1 to 687 and encodes 228 amino acids.
AUGCGGAAAACCAUCGUCAUCACAGCGGCAGCCCUCAGUGGCAUCUCGAUAGCCGUAUCUCUAUACCUCUCACGCCAGAAACAAUACCUCGCAUCGAGGGUUCGUCAUUACUCAAAACACGGCCAGCUCUCUCCCUCGACACCACGCAAUAUUUCAUCCCUCCCUACUGAGGUUUUCAGCUCAAAGUGCUAUGCCGUCUACGACUACGCAUCCAUCGCAACACCGCGUCAUGCACUCCCAGAUCUCGAGCUACGCCAACUUCUCACCGUUCUCCUCCGCCGAAACAUGACCUCCUUCGCACGCUUACCACAGGCUCGUCUUCUUAAACUCAUGGCGCCGGAUCCAGAGGCUCAGCAAAGUUUCGAUCCGGCGCAUAUAGAGACUCUUGAAUUUGGAGAAGGCGAUCUUGUCUGUAAUGGAUAUCGAGUGAAGCUACGCACGGACGAAAAGGUGGAGUUUGAGUUCCAGUUGGGCAUACAGGGACGAUUGGUGAUGAGUGUCGAGGCCGAGGGGGAUGAGGUGGUAUUCCAUAACGAGACGCUCAUGAUUCGAGAGGAGGAUUCGAAGACAAAGCUUCCGUUGGAGAACGGAUUGGCGAAUUGGUUUCACGAAUUGACGGCGUGGUGGAUGCUAGAGUCGGGGGUGAAUUAUCUCAAGGGGUUGAAGGGAGAGAACUAUACCGCGUAG